Molecule: messenger RNA, 862 nt
Organism: Populus euphratica (Euphrates poplar)
Lineage: Eukaryota; Viridiplantae; Streptophyta; Magnoliopsida; Malpighiales; Salicaceae
Product: AIG2-like protein
Exons: 5
Coding region: 18-341 (107 amino acids)
Source: RefSeq, a predicted model, not a curated record
CUUCGGCAGCCAUAGCAAUGGCAGCAGCAGCAGCAGGCAAUCAGGUCCACAACGUGUUUGUCUACGGCAGCCUGCUCGCUGAUGACGUUGUUCGUGCCCUCUCGAGUCGCAUCCCUCAAUCCUCUCCAGCCAUCCUCAACGGCUAUCACAGGUUUAGCAUAAAAGGGCGUGUCUACCCUGCAAUUUUACCUGUGGAGAGCAAGAAAGUCUCAGGCAAGGUUCUACAUGGCAUCACGGAUCCAGAAUUAUACAUUUUAGAUGAAUUUGAGGAUGUUGAGUAUGAAAGAGUCACUGUUGAUGUUUCUUUGAUGGUAGCUGCUAUAGGCAUUGGUCUGGGGUAAAAAAGGUUCAAGAGGAGGGGAAUGCUAGAAUAUGAAUCGCGAACCAUGAGUUCCAUUUUUGCUUUCAGCAAGUAGCAAACAGCAAAAAGUGAAACAUUAAGGCAAUGGUGGAUGGCUUUGUUUCGUACCCCGAUUGUGGUGUCAAAGUCUUGAUCAGUCCAAGCUAGUUUCCUUUUUUUCACCAUCCAAUAAAUUCCGUUAAUUAAUUGGUCGCUGCCAGGGACAAAUAACCUCGUUUGCAAAUUGAAAUGGAAUAGGUACUUCCCUAUCGUCAUUUCUGCUCUGAGAUUGUAAUUAUCAUCAUAAUCCUUUUUAGGCUGCUAGAAUAGGCUGCAUGUCUUUCUUUUCCUAACAUGGUAGCUAUUUUUAUUCUUUGGCCAUUUGUCUUGAAGUUACACUCAUUGAACUCUCAAGCCUAUUACCAAGGGCUUGUUGUGCUUCGUGCUGAAGUACUUUUGCUCUAAAACUGUGAGAAUCUAGUAGUCUAAAAAUGAUAAAUCUUGUCAUCGUACCUGUUCUUA